GUCCCCGAAGCAGGGCCUCAGCCAAAUUACGUGCUCGACGAGGCUUUUGCUUGGCGCGGUCGCACCGCGUUGCCGAUCCAGGAAGGCCAAGGCCUCUCUGGAACGACGGGAAGAGGAUCGAAGACGGCGUCGUGUUAGAGGCCGCAACGUUGCAGGAUUCGGAAUUAGGGAACCUUCUAUUUCACACAGUGUUGCCGACGGCGGUGAUCCCGUUUUUUUUUUACAGUAUUCAAUUGGUGCAGCUCUCUGUGCGGUUUUCAUCACGUUUGUGCGGGAAGUCCCAAAAUGGUGGCAGCCCAGCCGAUGUGACUGCAGAUAUGCCCAAUUCCGACUCUGAUAACCAGCGGGUGUCAGAGAAAGCGGAGGGUCGCAUGGACUGACGAUUCUGUGACCUAAUACCCUCUGCAUCCAGUUAAUUGUACUGCGCAGUGUGAGCGCCGACUGGCCUGUAAUCCGAGGAUUUCGCGCUGGAAAUGUAAAUAAAGGCUGGCACGAGAUUUGGGAAAGUCUACGAUAGGUGAUUGUUCAGAAUUUCCAGGCUUUCGUCGGCAUUCGAAAGUUGCUCAUUCAGCUGCGGAGAUUCGAUUUUGUCGGCCUUAGUAACCAGGCCAUAUGGAGUGUUGACUGUGGGAGGUCUGUCCGACAAGAUAAUAAUCCGAUCAAAGCUCUCUUGCUCUAAUUGGCGUCUUCACUGGGAUUGUUUGCAAUUUAACAGAAGCUAAUCGAGCCUACUCUCACUUCCCUCGAACUAGUGGACGUUGACAGAAUAUCAGUGCAGUUUUGGUGCGCGAAGGUUGUCUAUUCAUUUCAAUCAUUUAGAACAACUCGUUGUCUUACUUGCACCUGAUUCAGAAUGGCCCGUUCCAGCUCAUUUCCUUGCCAACUGGAUACAUUGAUGAAUGAUCAACCAGUUCAGACUUUGAUAUCUGCUGAGGACAAAUAUGGCGGCCUCGUAAUCGACGUCGAAAGCUUACCGACGAAUACGUCCGUCUUUGUUGAUAGCUUGAAUCAUUCUCUUGCACAAUGGAGAACCCAGGGCAAAAAAGCAGUUUGGCUGAAGCUGACUAUUGAAAACAGCUACCUGGUGGAUCCUGCAAUUAAGGCCGGCUUCAUAUACCAUCAUGCGGAGCCCACACAUGUGAUGCUUGUCACUUGGCUAUCUAAAGAACAAUCAACAGUUCCUGCCAAUGCCUCACACCAAGUUGGAAUUGGUGCAUUUAUAUUGAACGAUAAACAAGAGAUUCUAGCUGUGCAAGAGAGGAGUGGAGUAUUCCAAGGUGCUGGAAUCUGGAAGAUGCCCACAGGAUCAGUCAACCAGGGUGAGGACAUCUUUUCUGGCGCAAUUCGAGAGGUCAAGGAGGAAACUGGGGUUGACACGGAGUUCGUUGAUGUCAUCGGAUUCAGACAAUCACAUGCUGCGGCUUUUGGAAAAUCUGAUAUCUUCUUCUUGUGUGUGCUCCGACCAGUCACCUCCGAAAUUACUGUUCAGGACAGUGAAUUGACCGCUGUCAAGUGGAUGCCAAUAGCUGAGUUCAAAGACCAAACAUACCUAAAACAGAGGAAGUUGUUGAAGAAAAUGCUUGAAGUUUGUCUUGCAACGACAACUGAAUCUGGCUACAAGGGUUUCAAAAUUGAAGAUGUGCAAGCUGGCACAGGCAGGAGGCCUCAAUAUUUCUUCUACAACGCUGAUGAUUGCAAAGAAUAAUUUGAGUGAUGUACUCAAAUGCAUCUGGUCCUGCCACUUUGGCUGUAUAUGUUUGUUCAUAGUCAUCCACAUUCUCAAACUUCGAAUUUCAAAGUAGCUUUCAGACGUUGUGUCUCACAGGACUGAACCAGAAGUCGCGCAUAUGAUGUCACUCUUCAUGCUAGUGGGAUCGCUCGAAUGAUGGUCAAGUGAUACUUGUAGAUAAUUGUAACUGUCAGUCGUUGCUCGAGGAACAUCAUGUUGAAAAAUUUCACUAUAUGUUGUGCAUUAGGGGAACAAUUUUUUUAUUUUUAUUUUGGAAAGAGAGAUGUUUAACUCAUUAGCUUACCUAAGAAAGAAAAGGCAAGGGUCAGAUCUCAUGUCAGGUAAACCAGCUGUAGGGAUUGAGAGGGGAACAUGAUUGAUACGGGUCAACUUAAUUUCUCCGGGAUUUCAUCA
Messenger RNA from Physcomitrium patens, 2143 nucleotides. Lineage: Eukaryota; Viridiplantae; Streptophyta; Bryopsida; Funariales; Funariaceae. The record is from RefSeq and is a predicted model, not a curated record.